AAUCAAGUCUCAGCCUCAGCCAUUAAAAUCUGAUCGGAUAAACCUCAGUAAUGUUGUAUAUAUUACUACUCAUCGACCUCGCCUUAAUUCCUAGCAUUGUUAUUUGUUCAAUUUCCAUGGAUUCUCAUAAAGAAAACCAGCAGAUUCACUUUGUUUUGUUUCCUUUCAUGGCUCAAGGCCACAUGAUCCCGAUGAUCGACAUUGCUAGACUUUUGGCUCAGCAAGGCAUCGUUAUCACCAUACUCACUACCCCUCGCAACGCAGCCCGUUAUCAAACAGUUAUUAGUCGCGCCAUCGAUUCCGGGCUUCUUAUCCGGUUAAUUCAACUGAAAUUCCCAUCUGAAGAAGCUGGAUUGCCAGAAGGCUGCGAGAACUUUGACAUGCUACCUUCACACGGCUUGGCAGUCACUUUCUUUGCUGCCACUGCCCUGCUUCAACCGCAAGUGGAGGAAGUGUUUGAAGAGAUGACCCCCAAGCCAAAUUGCAUAAUCUCUGACAUGUGUCUUCCAUGGACAAUCGACAUUGCUCGCAAGUUUCACAUUCCAAGGCUAUCUUUCGGCGGAACAUGUUGCUUGGCUUUCUUGGUUAUUCAUAAUUUGAGGGUAUCCAAUAUACUUGAAAAUGUAACUUCUGACUCGGAGUACAUUGUUCUGCCUGAGAUGCCAGAUCGAAUUGUGAUCACCAAAGCUCAGCUUCCAGCUGGGGCAGUGACACAAAACGUGAAAGAUUAUAAUGAUAGGAUGGUAGCAGCUGAGAUGGCGUCAUACGGGAUGAUCGUGAAUAGUUUCGAGGAAUUAGAACCAGCAUAUGUUAAAGCAUACAAGAAGGCAAGAAAGGAUAAAGUCUGGUGCAUUGGCCCAGUUUCGCUGUGCAACAAAGAUGACUUGGAUAAGGCACAAAGAGGUAACAAGGCUGCAAUUGAUGCACAUCACUGCUCGGAUUGGCUUGAUUGUCGUGAAUCAGGCUCUGUAGUUUAUGUUUGUCUCGGAAGUUUGUGUAACCUAGUGUCUGAACAACUGAUGGAGCUUGGAUUGGGGUUAGAGGCAUCGAAUAAGCCGUUCUUUUGGGUUGUAAGGGGCUGUAGCCAAACAGAGGAAUUGAAGACAUGGAUUACAGAAAGCGGAUUUGAGGAGAGGACCAAAGACAGGAGCCUGUUGAUUUGGGGUUGGGCUCCGCAAACACUGAUAUUGUCACACCCUGCCAUUGGAGGGUUCUUAACACACUGUGGAUGGAAUUCAGCAUUGGAAGGGAUAUGCGCCGGCCUGCCUUUGAUCACAUGGCCACUUUUCGGAGAUCAGUUUCUCAAUGAGAAACUUGUUGAACAGAUUCUGAAAAUUGCAGUGAGAGUUGGGAUUGAAAAUCCAAUGAAGUGGGGAGAGGAGGAGAAGAUUGGGGUGUUGGUGAAAAAGGAAAAUGUGAAGGUGGCCGUAGAGAAGUUGAUGGAUGGAGAAGAAAGCGAAGCGAGAAGAGAGAGAGCCAGAGAGUUGGGAGAGAUGGCAAGGAGAGCAGUAGAAGAAGGGGGAUCUUCUCACCUAAACAUUACACUGCUAAUCCAAGAUAUCAUGCAACAAGGAAAUAAUGGCAGUGAGACAAACUAAUUAAGAAGAGAGAUUUUAGGAUUAUGUGUACUGUAUUAGGAUAUUAGGGUUAUACGCAUGAUGGAAGCUUAAGAUAUUAGUAUUAUACUUCAAUACGCAUGUUGGGCCCUUUUAAAAAAAAAAAAUUAUUAUUAUUAAGGGGAGAGGCCGGAAGAGUUCAAAACUAUUAUAAUUAAGGAAACGGAGAAGUUACCUAGGAAUAUGGAUAUUAGACCACAUGUUGCACCAUAUUAGGAUUAUGGAUUGUUAUAUGUGCAAGUGUACCGAGUGUUGUGGAUUUAGCAUGUUGGUUAAUGGAAUAUAUCUUAAUUUUCUGCACUCAAAUGGUAUAGUGUAUUGAUCUGUAAUCAUGGUCGAAGAAGUUGGAAUGCAGUAUCAAUGGCGGCUAAAGAAGUGGUAUCAUGUGGGCAUAAACUAUACUAAAGAGUGAAAACCUACGUACCAACCCAGCCAAACUUAGGACGGCUGGGACUCAUGUCGGAUUUUCACAGUUUUUAGUUUGUUGCUACCGAAUCUAGGGCUCAUGAUGCACUCAGUUGUAGUUAUUUUUUAAUAUGCAUUGUUUUAGACUUCAGGAGUAGGGGAAUAAAUUGUUGUUUUUAGGAUCA
This is a messenger RNA of Malus domestica (apple), 2206 nucleotides long. Its product is annotated as UDP-glycosyltransferase 73C1-like. Lineage: Eukaryota; Viridiplantae; Streptophyta; Magnoliopsida; Rosales; Rosaceae. Gene Ontology annotation, molecular function: UDP-glucosyltransferase activity. The record is from RefSeq and is a predicted model, not a curated record.